Molecule: messenger RNA, 429 nt
Organism: Orycteropus afer afer
Lineage: Eukaryota; Metazoa; Chordata; Mammalia; Tubulidentata; Orycteropodidae
Gene: RNASE12
Product: ribonuclease A family member 12 (inactive)
Molecular function (GO): nucleic acid binding
Source: RefSeq, a predicted model, not a curated record
AUGGUAAUCAUUUUCCUGGUGCUUCUGUUCUGGGAAAAUGAGAUGAAUGAAGGAUCAGGGACGCCAACCCUAGAGCAGUUGCAUGUGGACUACCCUCAGAGUUAUGUUUCUGUGAGGUACUGCAACUAUAUGAUCUUACAAAGAGUCAUCAAGGAACCUGACAACACCUGCAAAAAGAAACACAUCUUCAUCCAUGAGAGGCCUCAGAAAAUCAAUGCUGUCUGCACUUCUCUCAAGAAGAUGGCUUGUCAUAAUCAUUCCACCCUUUUCUGCUUCCAGAGCAGGAUAAAGUUCAAAAUGACGGUCUGUGAGCUCAUUGAAGGCACCAGAUACCCUGCCUGCAAGUACCACAUUUCCCCCAAGAAGGGGUUCAUUCUUGUCACGUGUGAUGACAUCGUGGCAGUUAGUUUCCAGGGAUUUAUUGAAUAA